GCUGCACCUUCAACACUAUCACAGAGUAUGAUAGGAACAGAUUCCUACCACAUCUCGAUUGAAUCUUUGCCGUUAGAAAUAGACCUGAUUCCAAUUGGAAGCGAAGAAUCCAAUUCUGCACCACAAGAUUACAGGAUCUCUGAAAUAUCUGUUUUCGGGUACGAUUCCAUCGAAAUGAGCUCUGACCACAUCAGCCAUGAGCCGUUGAAAGCGCAGCUGUUGGGCCGCGGCGCCAUCCGGCUUUUCCGUGAUUUUGACGACGGGUCCAUUCGGACACCAGAACAGACUGCUGCGGUAGAUCAACAUGAUGAUACCAUGUUAUCGAUCAUAGCUCUUCCCACAUAUUUCACGGCCACCGAUCUUCUAGGUUUCAUAGGCGAUCACUACAUGGAUCACGUCACGCAUAUCCGGGUGCUCAAGAGUGAAAAGCCAAACCGCUUUUUGGUACUCGUCAAAUUCAACGACGCGCUCAAGGCGGCAGAAUUCCAGUACCAUUUCGACGGCAAACCGUUCAAUUCCAUGGAGCCCGAGGCCUGCCACGUGGUGUUUGUGCGAUCGGUGACUAUAGAUGCGCCUGUAGAGACGGAAAUGCCUAAUCGGGAGGCACUAAUUCCUUUUCUUAUGAAAGACCCGUUCACGUCUGGCCACAGUCUUGGAGCUAGCACAGCGGACUCCAGCAGCAGCAAGACGAGCGAAAACCUGGUCCUGGUGGAGCUUCCGACGUGCCCCGUGUGUCUUGAGAAACUAGACUGCGAGAUCUCGGGGCUUCUUACAAUUCCAUGCCAGCACACGUUCCAUUGUCAAUGCCUCUCCAAAUGGCGGGACGACACGUGUCCUGUUUGUCGGUACACAAACAGCAUUUCGAACCAGAGAAUCAGAAGAUCGGUGCGUCGGUUGCUGCAAAUCAACUCACGCAUGCAGCAACAACAGCUUCUGCAACCCCUCGAGGGGGAACAGCCGCGUUCAGCGGUGGAAGACGAUACCGAAACAUGUAUGAACUGUACCACCACAGACAACCUCUGGGUGUGUCUAAUCUGUGGGAAUUUAGGGUGCAGCCGGUAUGCACCUGAGCAGCAUCUGCUAAAGCAUUUUGUGGAGAGUGGCCACUGUUUUGCCAUGGAACUAGACACAUCCAGGGUGUGGGACUACGCAGGCGAUAGUUACGUGCACAGGCUCAUUGCGAGCGAGUCGGAUGGGAAAAUCGUGGAGUUUCCGAACAAAGCCCACGUGGAUGACAAAGUAUCUGCCAAGCUGGAGAGCGAAAGCGACGAGUAUUCAGAGCUCUUGCUCUCCCAGCUCAUCAGCCAACGUGAAUACUACGAGCUUCUCCUUAAAGACAGGCAGCAGAUGGGUGGCGCCAGGCGACGUUCUUCUGUCAUAGAGCCAAUCGGCAACUUGCUGAAGAUUACCGAGUUGGAGGAGAAGCUAGAAGAUUUGACUGCAAAACUCGAGAAGGUGACGACGAACGUGAUUCCGGCGCUCAAACAGAAGAUCGACAUGAAGCAGAUCUCGUUGAAAAUAGCUGCGCAGGAACUACAGGAGUCUAAUGCUCUUUGUGAGGGUCUCUCGCAAAAAGUGGAGUUUUUGACUGAGGAGAAUGAGAAAUUGAAGGUGCAAAAUGAAGACCUCGGUGAGCAAGUGAAGGAUUUGAUGUUUUAUCUCGAGUCACAGGAGAAAUUCAAGGACCAGCCGCCCGAAGUUACCGAGGGGCAAGUGAUCAUGCGUCCGAAGAAGAAGAACAACAAAAAGAAGAAGUGAGAAGAACAUCGUGCUUGGCCACUAACUGCAGAAAGUGGAGGUUCAAAAGGAAAGCUGAUAGAUGAGAGGUUUUCGUAGAUUAAUACGUUACUUUGAGGAUUUUUCUGGCCCGUUGGUCUAUAUAUUAUUACUUUACGUUUUGAUAGGUGGUAAAGUUAAUAAGGUAUUGACUUGGCGUUCACAAAGUUUUAUUUUCUAAUUCUUGAAUAUCUAAUUCUUAGGAAUGCAUAAACA
This is a messenger RNA of Metschnikowia bicuspidata var. bicuspidata NRRL YB-4993, 1992 nucleotides long. RefSeq lists its product as uncharacterized. Bases 28 to 1758 code for a protein of 576 amino acids. The record is from RefSeq and is a predicted model, not a curated record. Gene Ontology annotation, cellular component: cytoplasm. The transcript has a single exon. Gene Ontology annotation, biological process: Ras protein signal transduction; protein ubiquitination. Lineage: Eukaryota; Fungi; Ascomycota; Pichiomycetes; Serinales; Metschnikowiaceae. Gene Ontology annotation, molecular function: zinc ion binding; ubiquitin protein ligase activity.